This is a messenger RNA of Cryptococcus deneoformans JEC21, 1123 nucleotides long. Its product is annotated as ribosomal protein L1, putative. Gene Ontology annotation, cellular component: large ribosomal subunit. The record is from RefSeq and is a predicted model, not a curated record. Gene Ontology annotation, biological process: translation. Gene Ontology annotation, molecular function: structural constituent of ribosome; RNA binding. The transcript has 4 exons. Bases 268 to 1098 code for a protein of 276 amino acids. Lineage: Eukaryota; Fungi; Basidiomycota; Tremellomycetes; Tremellales; Cryptococcaceae.
UCUUCUUCUUCUUCAUCGUCGCAACAACGACCAGAAGAGGCAGCAGGAGCAACGCCGGACGAGUAUUUUGUCCAACAAGCAAAGCUCUACAGACAUCUCGAAAAGAGGCUCAACAAGUUCAAUAAAAAGGCUGCAAACGAAAGGCGCGGGCUCAAUAGAAACAGGAGACACUCAAAGUCCAUAAAGCCCACGUUCUCGAACCCCUCAAACGCCCAAACCAGCCCACCCAUCUCAUCAUCUGCACCUUCCGAUACAUUCACUAGCAACAUGAUCUCGUCAAGCAUUCGGGUCUCAGGAAGAUCGCUCGCACAAGUGAUUCGCCCUGCUGUCGCUUCAGCUUCAUUCUCGACCACCGCUACUGCCGGAGCGCGUGUUCAAAAGAAACAAAGCAAGAAGAAGGUAGCUAGUCCGGACGCUUUGUCCGCUUCUGAAGCGGCUCGAGUUCUCCGUGCUUUGGAAGUUGCCCAUCCAACAUCUACUUAUUCUUUGACGCUCCAUACCAAGUCACAUAAAUCAGCUCUCCCCAUCCGUGGCUCUUUCACCCUUCCUCUGGAUCCACGUAGAACAUCAGAAACAAUUCUUGUUUUCGCCGAACCAUCAUCUCCUUCUGCUACCCUUGCGAAAGAGGCAGGCGCAGCGUAUGUCGGAGGUGAUGAACUAUUCGAACCCGUGUUGAGCGGUAAAAUUCACCCUACGAGAUGUCUUGCAACUCCGGGGAUGAUGCCUGCUGUAACUAGGACUCUUGCCAGAUUCUUGGGUCCGAAAGGUCUCAUGCCGGUCGCCAAGCGAGGUGGUGUAGCUGAAGGCGAAGAAUUGGCAGAGAGAAUCAGAGAUGCGGCCGGCAAGAUGGAGUACAGGGCAGACAAGCAGGGGACUGUCAAGGUUAAUGUUGCGCGAGUAGACUUUGGGAUUCCUUCGGUGGAAAACAACAUCAAAUCGUUUAUACAGACUGUGAGAGACAACCAGGCUACUGCGAACCAAACAGACGAUCCGCUUGCUGCCGCCGGAAAGAGCAAGAAGAAGAAGGGCUCAUCCAUCACCUCUGUGAUCUUGGAAUCAACAAAUGGACCUAGUAUAGAACUAAACGAUGUGCUUUAGGUCAUGCAUCUGAAUUUCUAUUGAG